Messenger RNA from Hippocampus comes (tiger tail seahorse), 5264 nucleotides. It is a transcript of the gene myo15b, whose product is annotated as myosin XVB. Gene Ontology annotation, cellular component: cytoskeleton. The record is from RefSeq and is a predicted model, not a curated record. NCBI's taxonomy places the organism in Eukaryota, Metazoa, Chordata, Actinopteri, Syngnathiformes, Syngnathidae. The coding region runs from base 235 to 5193 and encodes 1652 amino acids. Gene Ontology annotation, molecular function: protein binding. The transcript has 43 exons.
CACAUUCUUCAAGGAGCUACUUAUCUUGGCUGCGUCACUUAAGUAUACACACUCCUUCCACCCUGCCUCUUCCUUCGUCGUCCUCCACUUUUGGACUUCAACCCUUUCUUAUUGUGAAAUUUUAAGCGACAACGGAUCCUGAGCGUCAUCGACUUCUAGCUCCACGGCUCGAACAGCUAAUUCCAGACCUCUCCCCCACACCCCCAAAAGAAAAAGACUUCAGUCUUUUUAACAAUGGAUGUGGGGAUGUUGGAGAUCCCUGCCGAACUGUCGGCAAGGUUUCGGAGGGCAGCAGGAUAUCGACACUCGGCAACAGUGACGGAGGUUGCAUCUCCGCAAGUAAAGGCAACACACAACCUCACUCUGCCUCAAGAUGUAGACAGAUACCCAUUCUCUCACUACGCCAAGUCCAUACUAAAGGACACAUGGAUCCAACCUCAGGGAACCCCCCUCCAAAGAGCUCUGACCCCUCUUGGACCAGAAGAUGCCCGCACUGCGCUGGAAAUUUAUAAACUGAUCAUGCGAUUCACAGGUGAGUCAGACCUCAGCGACUCAGAGGAGCAGUUGUUGGGAAACUACAUCAUUGAGAAAGGACAGAACCGACCUGCCUUGAGGGAUGAGAUCCUGGCCCAGUUGGUUUACCACACAUGGGGCCUGGGUAAUGAACAUCACAGCCUGCAAGGCUGGUUGCUGCUGGCCUGCUGCCUCUGUGCCUUCACUCCAUCAGCAGAACUAGAAAAACCCCUGCUAAAGUAUGUUUCUGACUACGGACCCAUGCAGUACCGUUCACUGUGCCAACACAAGCUGCUCAUAUCCAUGCAACUCCCAGCACCCACUUCCCGUAUUUAUCCCCCAACUCAGCUGGAAUGGACCGCCAACAGAAGGAAAGGCACAAUGCUUGUGGAUGUAUAUACAGUCAACGAAGAGAAGCUCACAGUUGAAGUGGAGUCCUGGACAACAGGAGAAAAGCUGGCCUCCUGGCUUCUCCAUGCCAGAGGUGCGAUCGAAGCAACACAGGGAUGGUCUGUGUCUCUUCUGACUGAUGAUGGGUGGUCUGAUUUGGCUGGAUCAGACUUUGUCAUGGAUCUGCUUGCUGGUGCUGAGGCAGAAGUACUGCCACCAGGCACGCCCUUAUCGACCAAUUCUGAUUACCUAUUCAGUGCCCAGGAUGAGCGGUUACCAGUCACAGAUCUCGAUGACUUCAUUCCGCCAGCACCUACCAUUGAAGCUCCUGGAGUUUCUCAUUUUCACAGAACCCUUUCGGGAAGCGACUAUCCACAGGAAGGCCAUCGUCGACAGAUGGAUGCAUAUGUUGAUGACUUAUUUGACCUGGACCAAGGACAAUUGGACAAGGAUAGAGUGGCUGUGCUAAACCGCAGGAUGAGAGGGAGAGGAGGUAUUGGACCAAUGCAGCCUGGUUUAUACAGCUCUGGUAUGCCUACUUUGAUGUCAGGUUAUCCCAUGGGAAUGCCAGUCAGCCCUUCAAUGCCAAACUAUGGCGCAACUCCCAUGAUGCCAGCUAUGACAGCCAUGCACACUAUGCCAGCCAUGAUGAUGCCUCAUGUUCCCUCAGUCACUGACCCCAUGCAAAUGGCAGCCACACAGCAAGCCCUCAUCAACCAGCAGGCGAUGUUUAUGGCGCAGCAGAUGACUAUGCAGGCAAUGACUCUGUCCCAGCAGCAGACACAAGAGCAGCAGAGGUUGAGGGAACAGGAGAGGAAGCGGGAAGAGCAGCAGAGGUUGAGGGAACAGGAGAGGAAGCAAGAAGAGCAGCAGAGACAAACGCUCACAACUUCCACCCAAUCUCAACCUGCAAGGCAGCCUAAUCCACUUUCGGUGAAGGAAGUGGAUUCACGCAAUCAAGAUCGCCCGCAGUCUUUUAAAGAUAAAAGGCAGUACUUCCACAAUAUUGGUGAGGCUACCCAGGUUUCUCCCUCUACCGGAUUCAAACAGCAACAACCUGCACCGUCAGCACAGCCGUCCCCUCCUCCUGUAGCACCUAAACCAAAGGUAAAGCGGAUCCCUGUGCCUGACAGCAAAACAGAAAGUCCAACAACAUCUCCGCCGUCCUCUGAACCAACCUCCAACAUUCGUGAAAUCAUCAAAAAGUUCAACAGUCGACCUCCACCAGAACCCAAAAACUUUGAGCCUAUCCGAGCUCCUGCGAGGCAAUUUGUCAAGAAGGUAGAUCCCAAACAGGAAGCUCUUGCCAAACUCAGAAACAAAGCACCAGUGCCGGAGAAAAAGAAACAAUGGGUCAAAUCUCCACCAAUGGAAAAGCAAUCUCCCCCACACACUCCAUCCCCACAGUCUUCUCCUCCGUCUACAAUGGGCCGUCGUGUCAUCUCUAAUAACAUGAGGCAGAAGCAGCGCUCCCUAGAAGAUUUGUUUGGCUCACAGCGCCGUCGACAGGUUUUACCACCUCCCCCCGAUUCCCCGCCACCUUCUGUACUUGACGACAUCCCGGACCCACCGACCAUGCUUGCACCAUCUCUGAGUAUGAUGCCAGACGACGAAAGCUGUCACUCUCAACUUUCUCAUUAUUCCCCUGGUGUUUACUUCUCUUUCUCCGUAAUGCCUGGAAAACUCUUCCUGCGCAAAGAGGUGUUUUACCCCAAAGACACGUUCAACCAACCCUACAUCCUCAAUCUUUUAUGUGAACAGAUCAUGACUGACACCUACUCUGAUAACUGUGUGAAACUAAGCAGAGAAGAAAGAAGGAAGAUGAAAGAUCUGCUUGCGAAUCUUAAUGUGGGAACGAUGCCCAACAGUUGGGAUGACAACAUGAAGAAAAGGAUUGUCAUUGCUGCUCGGGACAAUUGGGAAAACUACUUUUCACGCCUAUUUCCCGUUAAGUCAGACAGUGGUGACGCUCAGAUAUUGGGUGUGUGUCAUCGUGGGAUUCGUCUCCUGAGGAUAGUUGCGGCAUCCGGCAUCGAUCCGAAACACCUCCGCUUACUUCGAAGCUACAGCUUUGCAGAGUUGCUGUCGGUCGAACUCUGUGGCACAAACCAAGUGCAACUGGAGCUGACAAAUGAAAACCUACAGCUGCACUCCUCCAGAGCCCCUCAAAUAAUUGCCAUGGUUCAGUUCUUCCUCAAAGAGCUCAUGAAGAAUUCUGGCCACGUGGUUGCCUUGAAGAGCUUUGUAACAGAUGACAAGAGCCUGCUUAGCUUCAGCAAAGGUGAUGUCAUCAAGUUGCUACCAAUGGAGGGACUCCAGGCAGGUUGGCGUUUUGGCACAAUGGGAGGACGGUCUGGUCUUUUCCAAGAGGAUCUAACCCAACCGUCUGCUGCAUUGGACUACCAUAAUCUCCAACUGGAUCGAAGAGAUAAUCGGUGGAAAAGCAUGAGAGGUGCAAGAGCUUUCAGUCAAGAAAAAGAAGCUCUGAUUCCCAUUGGCAAGCAAAUUGACAACACUGAGUCCGAGUGGAUGACGGGAGAUGUCUCAUCUCAGAGAACAGCACAGACAUCCAUCCAAGAGUCACUUCAAGAGUUACCGAGGCCAAACAGUGAUUCGGAGUGGCAGAGAAAUGUCUCAUCUCAGAGAACAGCACAGUCAUCCAUCCAACGGUCACUUCACGAGUUACCGAGGCCAAACAGUGAUUCGGAGUUGCAGAGAAAUGUCGCAUCCCAGAGAUCAAUACAGAUGUCUGUCCAGGAAUCAGUUCAAGACAGAGAGAUCCAGAUGUCUGCAAUGGUUGAGUUUGCCAUGAAAUUUUUUAGAAUGAAAAAUGACGGCUCCAAAGCAAGUGUCAAGACUUUUAAUGAGGCAGUUGAAUUCACAAAGGUACCCAUUCAAGAGUCCCUAAUUCUCUACAAUGAACCUGACAGCAAUGAUUUAUCAGUCCAAUGCUUUAGCAAUGUGAUGCAGUUCAUGGGUGAUACAGCCAUGAAAAAGCGAACCACUCAAACAGACUGUCUGAGUCACAUCUUGCUGCUCGGAAAGGAAAGAGAACUGCUGAGAGAUGAAAUCUACUGUCAGGUUAUCAAGCAAACCACCAACAACCAUACUAAAUCCAGCUGCAUUCUAGGUUGGCGUCUACUCUACCUGAUUGCUGGGUUUUUCCCUUGUUCUGGUAACCUAGUGCCCUAUGUUACACGCCACCUGCAUGACAUCGCGACAGACCCUGAACACCAUUACCGAGAGCUGGUAUAUGUGUGUGAGGAUAACCUUCAGCGAUCUCUCAAUUUUGGUGGUCGCCGUAACAUCCCUUCACAUGUCGAACUGGAAGCUAACCUGGCGGGCAAAUCCUCACAGCUCAUUUCUAUCCAGCUGCCAGGCGAAGUGAAAUUCCCUGUCAAGAUACAUAGCUUCAGUAUGGCAGCAGAUGUGAUCAACGAACUCUGCAAAGAAAUGAGUAUCUCGAAUCCCUCCGAAAUGAAUGAAUUCUCCAUCUUCGCCCACCGCCAGAAAGACGGGAUGGUGCGCCCUCUCCAUUCGAGUGAGUACCUGAUGGACUUUUUGCUGGACGAUGGCUGCAUCUUCUUGUCAAUAAGAAGAGUGAUGUGGCAAAUUCCUCUGUGCUUCAACAACGAUUUAUAUGUGGAGUUUCACUAUCAACAGCUCAAGGAGGACUACUUGAAUGGCCUUCUCCAGCUCACUCCUGCUGCAAAUGGGUCCUCAUCAGUCCAGCAGAUUUCAGAGCUGGCAGUCCUGCAGCACCUGGCUCAGGGACUGAAAAUACAGCUCUCAGUGUUGGAAAUCAAGAAAUACUUGCCUGCUCAGGAGGGGCAGAACGUGAAUAUAGAUGGGAUCCACUCUCUCUGUUUAAACAAGAUAGACGCCAUGAAGGCUCUCAGCCCACUCGAUGCCAAAAUACAAUUUAUUGUGCUUCUGACUGAGCAACAUUUGUUUGGCUCCAACAAUUACUUGGCCCAGAAAGUCAGCCAGCGUGGAUGUCCUUCCCCUUGCAUCGUCAGUGUCAACCAUGAAGGAGUGCAAUUUCUUCAUCCUAAAACACAGGAGAAAGUGUUUCAAAUCCCUCUCACAGAUGUUCAGUCCAUGCGCACUGUGCGACCCAAAAAAGCAGGAAGACUACCAUCGAUGGAAAUCAGUUAUGGAACACCAAAUAAGUUCCAAAAAAUAACAAUUCAGCUCAAACAGGCCAAGGAGCUGUGUCACAUCCUUGCUAUGAUAAUGGAAGAGUUGAUCCGUCCCUCAGUCGCCAGUUCCAUCUCAAAUUUCCAGUAGACACACUCCACUUUCUCUUUAAAACUAAUGCAUACAACCAUUUAUACUCACAAUCACACCUAAAGACAAUU